AUGAUGUCAAGACAUAAUACAUUACAAUUAGAAAAUACAGUCAUGUUAGGUGGUCAUGGUAGUAUGGAUUCAUUUUCUGCAUUUAUUUUUCCGCAAAAUCAUAAUACUAAUAAAACAAGUCCAAUACAAACGCCGAUUACUGCAAAGAAAAAGAAAAAAAGUGAUUCACAUAAAUUAGAAGAAUUACAACUGAGUUAUACAGCAUUAAGAACUCACCUUAAAGAAGCUUUUGAUGAUAUUGAACGACUUAAACGUGAAAAUAUUCAAUUACGCUUACAACGAGAAGCAAAUAUAGUACAAGAACAUGACGAAUCAAAACUAUUUACAAAUAGUGAUGAAGAAGACUCCGAGAAUGAACUUACAGCCACAUUAUAA
Messenger RNA from Rotaria sp. Silwood2, 375 nucleotides. NCBI's taxonomy places the organism in Eukaryota, Metazoa, Rotifera, Eurotatoria, Philodinida, Philodinidae. The record is from the annotation of a GenBank genome assembly.